GGCCCGUGCCCCGGAAGUUGUUUGGGGGGCGGGGCCUUUAGGCCGGUUACCGAGACUGCACGGGUGCGGCCGCCAUGUUCCUCUCCGCGGUCUCCUUUGCCAAGAGCAAGUCAAAAACCAUUCUGGUGAAAAUGGUAAGCCAAGCUGGGACAGGUUAUUCCUUCAAUACCAAGAGACACCGACUCCGGGAGAAACUGACUCUUCUGCACUAUGAUCCAGUUGUGAACAAAAAAGUCCUUUUCGUGGAACAAAGAAAAAUACGCUCCCUCUGAACAAUGGGUGGAAAAUGAAAUUGAUUUAUAAAUGAGAAGACCAAGGGUGGGGAUAUUGAUUCAGAAAUCCUGCAGCGUGUAAUGAAAGCAGAGGAAAUGGCACGGAAUCACUGCCUCCUGUGAUUCGAAGACCAUUGUGAAGGAAAACAAUGCAGUGAAAGAAAGUUCUUCAUAUUAGGACAGAUAUUGCUUCACAUUUAUUUAUGUUUCUGGAUAUUUUUAUAGCCCUUAAUAAAAAGUUAAAAUAGCCCGU
Molecule: messenger RNA, 525 nt
Organism: Tupaia belangeri chinensis (Chinese tree shrew)
Lineage: Eukaryota; Metazoa; Chordata; Mammalia; Scandentia; Tupaiidae
Gene: MRPL33
Product: mitochondrial ribosomal protein L33
Exons: 4
Coding region: 75-272 (65 amino acids)
Biological process (GO): translation
Cellular component (GO): mitochondrion; ribosome
Molecular function (GO): structural constituent of ribosome
Source: RefSeq, a predicted model, not a curated record